Tachysurus vachellii is the source of this 5254-nucleotide messenger RNA. RefSeq names its product ring finger protein 34b (gene rnf34b). Lineage: Eukaryota; Metazoa; Chordata; Actinopteri; Siluriformes; Bagridae. The coding region runs from base 133 to 1338 and encodes 401 amino acids. The record is from RefSeq and is a predicted model, not a curated record. Gene Ontology annotation, biological process: protein K48-linked ubiquitination; negative regulation of extrinsic apoptotic signaling pathway via death domain receptors; proteasome-mediated ubiquitin-dependent protein catabolic process. Gene Ontology annotation, molecular function: ubiquitin protein ligase activity. The transcript has 8 exons. Gene Ontology annotation, cellular component: plasma membrane; cytoplasm.
ACGCACACGCACACACACACACACAUAAGCAAGACAUAAUGGAGUAAUUCCGCUGCAACGCUCGUCAUUUAAUUCCGCUGCAAUGCUCGUCAUUUGUGUUACAUUUCACCAAUUCCGCAGCUUGGAAUUGCAAUGAAGGCCUCUAUGUGGGCUUCGUGUUGUGGUUUAUUAAAUGAUCUGAUUGGUUCGGGGGCAGUCAGAAGCCAUCAGGCUGGGUUUGGAGGUGGAGCCGGGCCAUUCAGAUUUGCCCCUGGUGCUGGCUACUCUGCCUACCCUUCAACCAGCUCGACUCAAUCACCAUCUAGCCCUCCUCCCUCAAAUGGAGCAGUGUGCAAAGCAUGUGGUCUCGCCUUCUCUGUUUUCAGAAGAAAGCAUGUGUGUUCAGACUGUGGGCGGAGCUUCUGUGCUCUCUGUAGCGUGCUGCAAGAGAACCUGCGGCGUUGCUGCGUGUGCCACGCCUUGUGGGCGACGGCAUUUGAACGGGCACGCCUCAUGCGCCUGCGAGUACGUGACCUGCGCUGCUACCUCACUCUGCGUGACAUUAGCACAGAUACAUGCACUGAAAAGGAGGAACUCGUUGAGCUUGUACUACAACACAUGGGGGUGGAUCUUCAAGAGGAGGAGGAAGAGGAGGAGGAGGAGCAGCAGCAGGAGGAGGAGGCGGUGGAAGAGAUUGAGGAGGCAGACACUGAAGCCCAGCCCUCUGCUUUAGCCCUGCCAGUUGAUGCUGCACCCCAGAGCUCCCAGCAGCCUGCACUGUCUGACUCCAGCCCUCAGGAAGAAACACACAGAACUAACAGCAGCUCAGGAACCAGCCAGGUUUGUGGAGAUGUUGCCUCUGUGUCUCUCCUCCCCGUGGAGAACAACGAACGUUUACUCGAGCCCAGCCCAAUGACUAAGAGGAGGGCUCGAGCCUCUAUCUCUGAUCUCUCCACUGAGGAUGACAUCGAGUUGUUAACAGUUCGGCAGCUGAAGGAAAUUCUGGCCAGGAACUUUGUGAAUUUUUCCGGCUGCUGUGAGAAGUGGGAGCUGAUGGAGCGCGUGCAGCGUUUAUAUAGAGAACACCAACACAACCGCACCUCCUUGGAAAACAUGAGCAACAGCAUCACUGCAGUCGUGGCAUAUCCUCCUUCUAUAUGUGAUGGAGAAGUUGGAGGUGUGGCUCCUCUCAGCACCAUGGAUGAAAAUGUGUGUCGGAUCUGCAUGGACGCUGUGAUCGACUGUGUACUGCUUGAGUGUGGUCACAUGAUCACCUGCACCCGUUGUGGCAAGAAAAUGAACGAGUGUCCCAUCUGCAGGCAGUACGUGGUCCGAGCUGUACAUGUUUUUAAGUCCUAAACACACACAUACACAUGCACACUGAUCUUCCACAAGCCUCCAUCUUCCAGACUGAAUCUGCUUCUGAAAUCAGUGAUGGUUACACAUCUUGGCUACAUCCCAAAUUCCUCCACAAGGGGACAGACUGGUAAGGGUCUGAAUUUGAACACAGAGGCUUUGUUUAUGUUUGGAAUGCGCCCUUGUUGAUUUCUCUAAAUGUCUCAGAGGUGUUUGACCACUCAUGUGAUAUACACAAUAGAAUAGAAGCCUUUAUUUUGUCACAUAUACAUUACAACAGAGUAAAAUUCUUUCUUCACAUAUCCCAACUUUGGAGUUUGGGUUCAAUGCGCAGGGUGAUACAGCGCCCCUGGAGCAGAGAGGUUUUAAGGGCUUUGCUCAAGGGAACAACAGUGGCAGCUUGGCAGCGCUAGGGCUUGAGACCCGAUCCACCAAUCAACAAUCCAUGACCUUAACUGCUUGAGCCACCACUGCCCCACAAGUCUGUAGAAGUGUGUUAAUGGGGCUUUUAGCUAUCUUGUUCAAUAUCUGGGGGGCACGGUGGCUUAGUGGUUAGCACGUUUGCCUCACACCUCCAGGGUUGGGGGCUCGAUUCCCGCCUCCGCCUUGUGUGUGUUGAGUUUGCAUGUUCUCCCCGUGCCUCUGGGGUUUCCUCCGGGUACUCCGGUUUCCUCCCCCGGUCCAGGAAUCUCUGGAAAAUUGCAUGAGUGAAUGAGAGUGUGUGUGUGCCCUGCGAUGGGUUUUCACUCCGUCCAGGGUAUAUCCUGCCUUGAUGCCCGAUGACGCCCGAUGGCACAGGCUCCCCGUGACCCGAGGUAGUUCGGAUAAGCAGUAGAAAAUGAGUGAGCGAGUGUUCAGUAUCUACAGUAGUGUGCUAAGUACCAGGCAUUCAAAAUAGCUAGCCUUGUAUGUAGCUGAUUUCAUCUACAGAUGUAGACAAUCAAAUGUCUGAGACGUCAAAUGCCUAUUAAGCUGGUAAACAGCUUUAUCCUCCGUUUUCAAAAGGUGACUGCAGUCAAAUUCAGCCGUGCCUUCUGGCAAAAACAAUGGCACUGACAUGUAAUGCCCAGUUACUGGCCAUCUAAGGGGACUAGGGGAAGAGAAGUGGACAAGGGCGCAUUAAAAACAGCACUGGAAUUCAGCAUGCUUAAUAUUUCCAUGUGUAACCGUGUGUGUGUUAAGUGUGUGUAGAAGGUAUGAGAUGAAAGUGUGACGGUCCUCCUUGCUGUAGCAAAACUGAAGCCAGCAGUGAUUCGAGGUGCCAAAUGUACUCAUCAUUAUUGAUUGAUUUAUUGUGUUUAAAAUUACAGUGUUCUUUGUUUAUCAUUAAAACCCCUAUGGAGUUGUUCAUAUUAGCAUAUUAGGUAAAUACUAAAUAAAUUCACUUCUAAAUGCAACACAGACACUAACUGGAACUUUAUCAACAAAAUUUAUCUUUAUCUUUUACCUAUUUGAAUACUUGACAUCCUCCUUCCCAAAGGGCCACUAAGGUUAGUAUCUAGGUCUUGUAGCUAAUGUUUAGCUUUGGCAGUUUAAACCACUGAAAGCUUUUGUUUUGUAGGGUGGUCAUCUAAUUAUAUUUAAUUAGACUUUACUUAAUAAUCUUUUCAAAAUUCAUGAACACUUCUUGAUGUGACCGCUAUUUGUUAUGCUAACAUUGUUCACUGGCAACCUCUCAUUGCUAUUGUUAUGCAGCUAGCUCUAUUUAAUACCUUAUUUUGUGACACUGUUAGCUAGCUAGCUUUUUAUGAUUAGUUAACCUAUUAAUAUGACAACCUCUGUUUUAAUGCUCACCAGUCUGUGAGAUUUAAUAUUUUAAAGUAUUAACUGACAUAUUUUUUGACUUAUUAAACUAGCUAGCUAUUUGUCUAAUGAUUUAACUGUUUAUGUUUAGCUAUUUUAGUGACAACCCUAUAGUGUGGAGCUAGUUAUCCUUUUUCAUUUGAUCCCAAACUGAUAUUUUAGCUUCUAUUUAUCUUUCACCAUUAAUUUAAGGGUUAUUUCAUUUGUCAUAGUAUUUUGUUUUUGUGUUAAUUCUUCACAUAUCUUCAGUUGUAGCUGUGUAUCUUCACAGAAAUCGGAUACAGUAUGAUUUUGUGUGAGUGUGCGUGUGUGUGUGUGUGUGUGUGAUGCCUCCUUAUUUUAUCUAAUACUAUUAUAAUUAUUGGUUAAUUUUAUUUGAUUACUAGUAUUUUGCUUCUAUGUUUUGCUACUCUGUGGACAACCUGAUUUUUAUUGAGCUAACUAUCUACAGUAUAUUUUGCUAACAUACUUCAUUGGCUUCAAUCCCUUAUCAUGUGACUCUUAGCUAGCUAUUUUUGACAUUUUGUUUGUUGUCUGGUUACAGCCCUGUGGCAUAAGGCUAGCUGGAAUUUCUGUUUGAUCCCAAAUAUUUUUCUUUUUAUUAAUCAUUCACCAUGAAUUAGAUUUUUGUCCCCUCAGUAUUUUUAUGUGAAUAUUACAUAUGUACACAGUUAUAGCAGAUCUGUGUAUUUGCACAUAUAUUGCAGAAUUUGAAAAAUUCACCAGGUAGUCAGCUGCUUCUCCAAAUAGAAAUAGUUAUGUGCAAAUAGGUUGCGUCAGAACCAUGCCCUAUUUCCUAAUCCUUAUCUACUGCCUAAUCACAAGUCCCUUCUCCCUACUUAUUUAAUAUCCUCUGCUCAUUAUUCCUUAUUUCUUGCUUACUAUUCCCCUGCUCACUGUUCCUUACUCCCUAUUUAAUAUUCCCUGCUCGCUAUUCCCUAUAUAAUAUUCCCUUUUCCUUAUGUAAUAUUCCCUGUUCACUAUUCCCUUAUCCCUAUUUAAUACUCCCUGCUCACUAUUGCCUACUCCCUAUUUAAUAUUUCCUGCUCACUAUUCCCUAUUCCCUGCUCACUAUUCCCUAUAUAAUAUUCCCUGCUCACUAUUCCCUGCUCAUUAUUCCCUACUCCCUUUUUAAUAUUCCCUGCUCAUUAUUCCUACCCCCUAUUUAACAUUUCCUGCUCAUUAUUCCUUACUCCCUAUUUAAUACUCACUAUUCCCUUAUCCCUAUUUAAUAUUCCCUGCUCACUAUUGCCAACUCCCUAUUUCAUAUUUCCUGCUCACUAUUCCAUACCCCCUAUUUAAUAUUCCCUGCUCCAUAUUCACUAUUCAUUAUAUAUUUUCUGCUCGCUAUUCCCUGCUCAUUAUUCCCUACCCUCUAUUUAAUAUUCCCUGCACACUUUUCCCUACUCCUUAUUUUUCCCUGCUCAUUAUUCCCAAAUCCAUGCUCAGAAUUCCCUUCUCCCUACUUAAUAUUCCCGGCUCAUGAUUUCCAUCCAUGGCAAAGUGCAUUAUAGGUAUUUUGGGGAUUACCAGGGAUUUGACUGACAAUGUUUGUUGCUGUUUAGCCGGUUGAAAAGAUUUUUUUCUGUCUUUAAUUUAAACCAUUUAUAGAAAGGCAGGAAAAAGAAAGCCAAAUGGCAAGUAAUUUAUUCAUUAUUAACACUUACGUAAGUUUUUUGUAAGUUGCAUGGUGUAUUAUUUUUCUGCAUUUCUAAUAAUGUACGAUUCUGCCACGAAUAUUCUUGAUUAUACAGUUUGUCUCUUUUCAUAUGAAGAUUUUUCUUUCAGUCUGCAAAACUAACACUGUAUUAUAUGCAUAGAAUCUACAUAAGUGUAUGUACACACUGUUGCCUGUACAAAAGAUGAUUUUUGGAGAAACCUAUGAAAAUAGGAUUACAGUCUGAAUUAUUUGUGAGGACUUGAAUCAUGUUCUUGUCUCUUAUUGUGUGGGUUUAAUGUGCAAUUUCUAAAAGGUGUCACUUGUCAGAGCCGAGCAGACACACACUAUAGAUAUAUGUAAGAAAUUAAACACUUUUGAGGGUUGUUAUAUUUUGAAACUUUUUAUUUUGUUAAUAUUAAAGAUGAUUUAAUGAAUUUAAUAAAAUAUGGAACCUUG